Molecule: messenger RNA, 894 nt
Organism: Pyricularia grisea
Lineage: Eukaryota; Fungi; Ascomycota; Sordariomycetes; Magnaporthales; Pyriculariaceae
Exons: 2
Coding region: 1-894 (297 amino acids)
Molecular function (GO): FMN binding
Source: RefSeq, a predicted model, not a curated record
AUGUCCUCGGCCGCGGAAGCAACGGCUCGCAAUGAGGCUGCCCUCGGCCGUAACCCCCACGGCGACUUCAAGUCUGUCGAGGCUUCGCGCCCACCCUUCGACGGCAACAACGGCCUCCGAUACACCCAAACACCCGCGCCAGAAUGGAAGUACGGAUCCGGUGCAAACACCCCGGCACCUGCGUCGGCAAAGCACAUCACCAUUGACCCGUACGCACCGGACCGCCCGGCCCGUCUGAACUACAAGCUUCUCAUCGGCGCCGUGGUCCCGCGCCCGAUUGCCUUCGUGUCGACGGUGGGUGCCGACGGGUCGCACAACCUGGCGCCUUUUAGCUACUUCAACAUGAUCAACCACGACCCGCCGCUGUUUGUAAUUGGCUUUGCGUCGGCCGCGUCGGGCGAGACGGCCAAGGACACGGUCCGCCACCUGUCAGAGACGGGCGAGUGCGUCAUAAACAUCAUCAGCGAGAGCUUCGUCGAGGCCGCCAAUGCCACGAGCGUCAACGCCCCGCAUGGCGUCUCCGAGUGGGAUCUCAGCGGUUUGACGCCCGUGCGUGACUGCGAGACCGUCAAGCCGCCGAGGGUGGGCGAGGCUAUUUUCAGUGUCGAGGGUAAGGUCGAGAGCCUACGCGAGUUCAAGAGCAAGAGCACACCGGGUAAAACUUCUGGCACCAUGGCAGUCAUUGAAGGGACGAGGUUCUGGGUUAGGGAAGAUGCCAUUAAUGCCGAGAGGGACUUGAUUGACCCCAAGGUAUUGCGUCCAAUCAGCCGUCUGGGAGGUAUCACUUACGGUCGCACCACAGAGGCGUUCGAGUUGACAAGACCAGACUUUGAGAAGGACGUUGGUGGACAAGCGGGUUAUGAAAAACUCAAAUCCGACGCUGCCGCCAAGUGA